AUGUGAUGUGAAAGUUAACCAAACUUUAAUCCAAUAAAAAACAAAUACUAAAAAUUUGGUAUUUGUAAAAACAAAUACUAAAAAUAAUGGAAAAUUACAAAAAGGGAAAAAAUAUCGAAGAACCUUUAGAAAGAAAUAAAAUACCUAUACCAAAACUUCCAGAGAAUUUUCUGUGGAUGCAGGUACGAGGAGGUAGCAAAAUCAGAAAUCUUCUAACACACGCCAUAAAUGAAUUCCCUGAAGCAAAACAUGUUGUAUGGACGGGCUUUGGAUCAUCUGUAGGGAAAUGCAUAACCUGUGCCGAAAUUAUGAAAAGAGAAUUCAAUAACACUUUACAUCAAAUAACAAAAAUAUGUUACAGGCUUGUUGAAGAAUACUGGGAUCCUCUACUGCCAGAACUUGAUCAAAUAGUUGUAAAGCGAAGACUGCCAAUGAUCCAUAUCUAUUUGUCUUCUGAGAGCAUAGAUACAGAAGAAUUAGGAUAUCAAGCUCCUGGGCAAAUAUUAUUUUUCAACAGUCAGACUAAGGGUAAUAAACAAAAACCGAAGAAUAAUGAUGAAAAACAGUAUACAAAAAGAAAUCAAAAGAAAAAUAGGGACAAAAAACCAAAAAAUGGCUCCACCACAAAUGGUUCUAGCAGUAGCAAUGUAGUCAAUACAUCAGAACAUACCUAGUACAUGUUUUUUUUUUAUAUAUUGAAUGUAAAUAAAUUACUUUUUUAAAUAAAACAAAUGUUGUACUU
Molecule: messenger RNA, 742 nt
Organism: Diabrotica balteata
Lineage: Eukaryota; Metazoa; Arthropoda; Insecta; Coleoptera; Chrysomelidae
Source: the annotation of a GenBank genome assembly